AUGUCUCUCGAUCUGGAAAAACAACUCACCUUUUAUGGUGCAUACCACCACAACUCGGUUAAUGUCGCCAUCCACAUGGUGUGCGUGCCGCUGAUUUUGGUCACAGCCUUUGGCAUGGCGACGUAUACCGGCCCUCUCGUGGAUCUGCCAAGCUGGCUGACUGUCCCAUACCUUGAUCUCAAUUUCGGCACCAUUGCGGCAGUGGUGUAUUCCGCUCUGUAUCUCUUACUCGAACCUGUGGCAGGCUUUGCCCUCGCUGGCUUUUGCUUAGCAAGCACUGCAUACGUCAACUACAUGCGAAGCCAGGAUUCGGAGAUGACUUUGCAAGUUUGCCUUGUUAUCCACAUUGUGUCUUGGGUACUUCAAUUUAUCGGCCACGGCGCCUUUGAGGGUCGCGCCCCCGCACUUCUCGACAACCUUAUCCAGGCUAUCUUCCUGGCGCCCAUGUUUGUUUGGCUCGAGCUGCUUUUCAAGCUCGGAUACCGACCCGAGCUUCAAGCCCGAGUGGAGAAGGCUGUCCAGCAAGAAAUCGCCAAGUUUAAGGCCGAAUCAAAGAACGGAAAGGCUCAAUAA
[Torrubiella] hemipterigena is the source of this 573-nucleotide messenger RNA. The record is from the annotation of a GenBank genome assembly. NCBI's taxonomy places the organism in Eukaryota, Fungi, Ascomycota, Sordariomycetes, Hypocreales, Clavicipitaceae.